Parnassius apollo (apollo) is the source of this 762-nucleotide messenger RNA. Lineage: Eukaryota; Metazoa; Arthropoda; Insecta; Lepidoptera; Papilionidae. The record is from the annotation of a GenBank genome assembly.
AUGGCUGUUACAAGUGCGAGAAGCAUUGUGAAUAUAAAACAGAAGGGGCACUUCGAGCAUGACAAUGCGAGGAUUCACAAAUAUACGUUGGCGGACGAGCUGCCAGCCAAACUAUCAGAGCUUGAACUACGGCCUCGGGGUAUGUCUAAGCCUGCCUACACACUCUGCAGACUCAGCCCGCAAGACAAGGAAGCUGUUCUCGAUUUCCUUAGAAGAUUCUUCUUUCGUGACGAGCCUCUGAACCAGACAGUCAAUCUGCUAGAAACACCGCAAUCAAGAUGUAUUGAAUUAGAAGAGUAUGCGGCGAGCACCCUAUGCGACGGCGUAUCAGUUGCAGCUGUGGACGGCAAUGGAGAAUUUGUUGGUCUCGUCAUAAAUGGUCUUGCCAGGAGAGAGGAAGUCGACUACACGGACAAAUCUGAAGAGUGUCCCCAUCCAAAAUUCAAACGGAUUCUCAAGCUUUUGGGGCAUCUGGACCGCGAGGCUCGCAUCUGGGACAAGCUUCCGAAGGAGUGCCACACUGUCAUGGAGGUCCGGAUAGCGUCCACACACUCCGACUGGAGGGGGCGAGGACUUAUGAGGGUCCUUUGUGAAGAAUCUGAACGAAUAGCAAGAGAAGUCGGCGCUGGCGCUAUGCGUAUGGAUACCACUUCAGCGUUCUCAGCGGCCGCAGCGGAGCGUCUCAACUACAAGAAUAUAUACGCAAGCAAAUAUUGUUUCAUCUGCAAUAAGUUACCAGUAGAAUUUAUUGUGUAUGAAUGA